This is a messenger RNA of Thlaspi arvense, 1113 nucleotides long. The record is from the annotation of a GenBank genome assembly. Lineage: Eukaryota; Viridiplantae; Streptophyta; Magnoliopsida; Brassicales; Brassicaceae.
AUGGCGGCCAUUUGUUUUCAAUCUCCUUCCAAACCCAUUUACAAUUUCCACUCAAAGUCAAAACCUUCAUCGCCGAUAAUCGCUAAAGUCUCCGUCUUUAGAUGCAGAGCUUCCGUACAGUCACAAAGCCUUGUCGUCGCCGAGCCAGAGCCAGUUUUCACCUCCGUCAAGACUUUCGCUCCGGCGACUGUUGCGAAUCUCGGUCCGGGAUUCGAUUUCUUGGGAUGCGCCGUCGACGGUAUCGGAGACCACGUCACUCUCCGUGUGGAUCCCGCCGUUCGUAACGGAGAGAUUUUAAUCUCCGAGAUCACAGGAACCACGACUAAACUCAGCACCGAUCCACACCGUAACUGCGCUGGAAUUGCAGCCAUGGCGACGAUGAAGAUGCUCGGGAUACGAUCGGUUGGUUUAUCGUUAGCUUUGCACAAAGGACUUCCUUUGGGUAGUGGUUUAGGUUCCAGCGCGGCCAGCGCCGCCGCAGCAGCUGUUGCUGUUAAUGAAUUAUUUGGCCGGAGAUUAGGAAACGACGAGCUGGUUCUCGCCGGAUUGGAGUCGGAAGCGAAAGUCUCCGGUUAUCACGCAGAUAACAUCGCGCCGGCGAUUAUGGGCGGAUUCGUUCUGAUCAGAAGCUACGAGGCGCUUGACUUAAAACCCUUGAGAUUCCCACCAGAGAAAGAUCUCUUCUUCGUUCUCGUCAGCCCCGAUUUCGAAGCUCCCACGAAGAAGAUGAGAGCCGCAUUAGCCGCAGAGAUUCCGAUGGUUCACCACGUCUGGAACAGCAGCCAAGCGGCGGCGUUAGUGGCUGCGGUUUUGGAAGGUGACGUGGCGAAUCUCGGGAAGGCUCUCUCGUCGGAUAAAGUAGUUGAGCCGAAGAGAGCACCGUUGAUUCCGGGAAUGGAAGCUGUGAAGAAGGCGGCUUUAGAAGCUGGAGCAUUCGGCUGCACCAUAAGCGGAGCUGGUCCAACGGCUGUUGCGGUUAUCGACACGGCGGAGAAAGGUGAAGAGAUCGGAGAGAAAAUGGUCGAAGCGUUCUUGAAAGCCGGAAACUUGAAAUCUAUUGCUUCCGUGAAGAAACUUGACAAAAUCGGUGCUAGACUUAUCAAAAGCAUGUAA